Messenger RNA from Merops nubicus (carmine bee-eater), 2308 nucleotides. RefSeq names its product SH3 and multiple ankyrin repeat domains 3 (gene SHANK3). Gene Ontology annotation, cellular component: postsynaptic membrane; dendritic spine; postsynaptic density. The record is from RefSeq and is a predicted model, not a curated record. The transcript has a single exon. Gene Ontology annotation, molecular function: ionotropic glutamate receptor binding; synaptic receptor adaptor activity. NCBI's taxonomy places the organism in Eukaryota, Metazoa, Chordata, Aves, Coraciiformes, Meropidae. The annotation marks the transcript as partial.
GCGAAGACGAGAAACUUGCUGCUUCUUUGCUAGAUGGGAAGUUUCCCCGCAGCACAUCGAUGCAAGACACUGUUAGGGAAGGACAUGGGAUUCCACCACCACCUCAGACAGCCCCGCCCCCACCUCCUUCUCCAUAUUACUUCGACACAGGCCCCCCUCCAUCCUUCUCGCCACCUCCACCCCCAGGAAGAGCUUACGACACCAUAAGGUCAAGCUUUAAGCCCAGCCUGGAGGCUAAACUCCACGGACUCCCGCAAGUCAUCAGUGCAGCUGAGAUGUACGAUCAGGCGAGGACUUCCAUCCCUUACCCCGAAAGGCAGAAGAGGGCCCGAUCCAUGAUAAUCCUACAGGAUUCCUCUCAUCUUCCCGUGGAGCCGACAGAGAUCCCCCGGCCUGGCCCGUCUGCGACCCCUCCAGAGAAGCUGAAGAGGAAGGGGAGAGUGAUUGACAACCCCUACGCCAACAUGGGCCAGUUCAACGUCAGCCUGUUUGCUCCCACCAAGCCGCAGAGGAAGAAGAGUCCUCUGGUCAAGCAGUUACAAGUGGAGGAUGCCCAGGAGAGAGCAGCGCUGGCCAUCACCGGGGGCUUCACCAGGGAGCCCUCCCCCACCCGCCGCAGCCACCGCCUGAGCGGGGUGGAGUAUCAGCACCACGCCGGCAUCGCCCAGGUGGAAGCCACGAGCAUCCCCUUCGCCACUGCCAUCGCCGGGGUCAUGAAGGACCGAGACCGUCGCCUGGAUGAGAGGCGGAAAUCCACAGUCUUCCUCUCGGUCGGGGCCAUCGAGGGCACCCCCCCCAGCAGCGACAUGCCAUCCCUGCAGCAGUCCAGGUCUAUCGACGAGCGGCUCUUAGGAAGCCGAGAUGUUCUACUGCCUUCCCCUGUCUCAGCGUUAAAGCCAUUGAUCAGCAGCUCAUCCUCGACGUUCAUCCACCCGCUGACGGGCAAGCCCCUGGAUCCGAACUCGCCCCUGGCGCUUGCGCUGGCCGCAAGGGAACGGGCCCUCUCCACUCAAGUCCCGUCCCGGUCGCCCACCCCGAUCCACAGCCCCGACUCAGACAGGGCGGCGCCCCUCUUCGUGGACAUCCAAACCAAAGAACCGGAGCGGGGGGAGCUGGAGAGCCUGGUGUCCCCUGCGUACUCGCCUGGAGGCAAAGGGACGAUCGGGACGGACUCUGGGACUUUGGCCCCCGCGAAGAGCCCGUGGGGGACUCCAUCCACACUGAGGAAAGAGCCCGAGGCACGAGCAGAGACACCCGGGAAGGAGGAGAAGAAGCAAGAGGACAAGAAGUCCAUGAUCAUUAGCAUAGUGGAUACAUCGCAGCAGAAGACCGCUGGCCUCAUCAUGGUUCACGCCACAAGUAACGGCCAAGACGAGAUAGGACUUGAGAUCAAGGAGGAGAAGCCAGCUGUCCCUGAAGCAUGCACGGAGCCGGCCGAGUCCCCCAAAGCAGAGCCCCAGCCCAGUCCCGUGGGAAAGCCUCCGGUCAGUCCGGCCUCCGACAAGACGCUGGGGCAAGGGAGCUCGGAGGAGGAAGUGGAGCCCUACACGGUCACCCUCCCGCCGGCCCAGCUGUCCUCGAGCGACGAAGAGACCAGGGAGGAGCUGGCCAAGAUCGGGCUGGUGCCUCCACCAGAUGAGUUUGCGAACGGGGUCCUGGUCACCACCCCUGGCACGCCGGUCAGCCACCUGGCUACGCCCAGCACGCCACCCAUACCAGCGGCAGCAGUAGCACCUUCUACCACUGGCGGAACACCCUCAGGGAAGCCCUCUGAUGCCCCCGUAGCCCCGGAGUCUGCUGCAGACUCAGGAGUGGAAGAGGUGGACACCAGAAGUUCAAGUGACCAUCACCUGGAGACCACAAGCACCAUCUCUACGGUCUCCAGCAUGUCUACGUUGUCCUCAGAAAGCGGGGAGCCCACUGACACAUACACUUCCUUUGCGGAUGGACAAACUUUUAUACUCGAGAAGCCACCAGUGCCUCCAAAGCCAAAACUCAAGUCCCAGCUCAGCAAGGGGCCAGUUACUUUCAGGGACCCACUUUUGAAGCAGUCUUCGGACAGCGAGCUCAUCUCCCAGCAACAUGCGGCCACUCUGGCGUCAGCCAGCAUUGGCCGGCCACGCUACCUCUUUCAGAGAAGGUCCAAGCUAUGGGGGGACCCCAUGGAGAGCAGGCCCAUCCAUGGGGCUGACGAUGACAAGCCAACUGUGAUCAGCGAGCUAAGUUCCCGACUACAGCAGCUGAACAAGGACACGCGAUCCCUGGGGGAGGAACCGGCCGGGGCCACGCUGGACCCGGGGAAGAAGUC